Larimichthys crocea (large yellow croaker) is the source of this 1333-nucleotide messenger RNA. It is a transcript of the gene il12bb, whose product is annotated as interleukin 12B, b. NCBI's taxonomy places the organism in Eukaryota, Metazoa, Chordata, Actinopteri, Sciaenidae. Gene Ontology annotation, molecular function: protein binding. Bases 142 to 1095 code for a protein of 317 amino acids. The transcript has 9 exons. The record is from RefSeq and is a predicted model, not a curated record.
UUCUGCUUCUGGCGUAGAUAAAUACAGCAGCAGCAUGCUGAGUUCAUGCAGACAAGUUGAACAGUCAAUCAGCACAGACAUCUCACCUCUGUUAGGUCAGUCCUGAGUUGUGAUAUUUUUGGAUCGAAUUCCGUCGACAAGAUGCGCACAUUGUUCCUUGUAGUCCUGUACACUGGACUGUGUUGUUCUGACAGCAGCCAGGAAAGCAUAGACACUCUAAUGAAUAAUGUUCUGGUCCUGAGGGUGUCUGAUGGUGAAGGCAGCAUGAUGUAUGUCCCUCUGACCUGUGGAGAAGCUUAUGAAAACCAGCCUGUGUUUUGGAAGAAAAACGGUGAGGUGCAGCCAGCACUGCAGGGGAACCAGGUCAAAGUCCUAGUGGAGGAGAUGGAUGGAGGAAACUACACCUGUCACCUUGGCCCAGAGGGGGAAUACCUCAACCAUACUGUGAUCCUGAUUCAACUAGAGCCAGACAACAGGACUGUCAUACUGGAAGAAAAAUCCCCUGAAGAAGGUCACAUUCACUGUGCAGCACCAAACUAUAAAGGCUCCUUCCACUGUGCCUGGACAAAAACAAGCUCCAGAUCUAAUGCUGCUGUGCUCCUGGUGAAAGCAGAGCGUCAUUUGGAAAAGAUUUCCUGUGAGCUGAAUGCUAAUGCAUCAGGGGUUCACUGCCACGAUGCCAGCUGUCCAUACAAAGAAGAACAACACCGCAUCUUCCUCACUAUUUACAUACACAGCAACGCUCGCCUGGAGGCCUACACAAAAGCUUUCUACCUGAGAGAGAUUGUGAGGCCUGCAAAACUCCCUAAUCUGCAUAGCAGUGAUGGGAAGGCAUUCAGUUGGGACUACCCUGACUCCUGGGAGAAGCCCUGCACCUUCUUUGGCCUGCAGUAUCAGGUCAAGGUGGUGCACAGUGGACAUUCCUGUCAUAGUGAACAGCACAUAGUGAUGGACACCAUUGAGGAAAAAACCUUUGUAGUCAAUGUCAAAGCCAGGAAGUACGUUUUCUGUGUGCGAGCUCAAGACAAGCACACUAGUGGGCCGUUUAGCCCCUGGAGCCACUGCAUAGUGACCAAACAGCAGGUGGAAUGCUAACUUCUCCCGCUGGACUACAACCACAAAGGAAGGAACAACACGAAAAAAAAUGGAUUUAAUGUAUACCUGUACAGUAUUUAUUGAUCCCUCAUUUGUCUAAGUAUAUUGUUAAAUCAGUCCUUUGUAAUAAGAUUGAGAUCAAUUCCUGAUUCUAUUUUAACUCCUAUUUAUAAGUAGUCUUGCAGAAUUGUUGCCAAAAUAUAUUUUUUAACAAUUUGUAAUAAAUUGAUUGAACAUU